UGCUUGUGCCUUCAUUUGUCAAUCGUAGCUGCGAUCGCGAUAGAUUCGGCGUGUACGAUUAGGCAUGUUUAGGUACUGUUGGGUUUAACACACCACCGAAAAUCGGAGAGGAGGAGGUUUGAUACAUGUUAACGGGCAGCUCGAUUCGGCCUAUCCAAUGCAGUCCGACGAUAUCGAAGAACAGCGGAUUCCACAUACUAUCCCCGGCCCCCCGCAGCUGCCGCCGUUAAUCAAGGGCCAGAAAAUAAAGAGCGGGCCGUACAUGAUCACGGUGACCGACGAGAUGGUGGCGCAUAGGGAGAGGGAGAACCUGGAGCUGUACAAGGCCUGGGUGCGGGAGCAGCGCAGGAGAAACAUGCUGCCGCAGGACGAUGCCAACGAGUUCAUCGGUGACUUCAAGGACAUCAUCGUCAGGAGGAGCUUCGUCCGCAAGGUCUUCUGCCUCCUCACGCUGCAGCUGAUAUUCACCAUCCUCGUUAUAUCCAUCUUCAUGUUCAUUGACGACGCGCAGAAGUUCAUGAUAGUGCACUGGUACCUGUGGAUCGUCGCCAUGGUGUUGUUCAUCGUCUCGUACUGCGCUGUGGCCUGCUCGGUGCACGCCAGGCGAACGCCACCGUUCAAUUACAUCUGCCUUUGCCUGCUGACGCUGGCAAUGUCGUACCUGUCCGCCUUCGUCUCCGUGUUCUACAGCAUCGAGGUGAUCCUCAUCGUUAUGGGCAUGACCGCCGCCGUCACGACGAUCAUAGCUCUUGUAGCAACGUUCUCCAGGUUUGACUUGACAAUGAGACCGGGUUUGCUGAUGGUGAUUGGGCUGGUUGCGAUCGUAGCCAUUUUUACGGUGCUAAUAAUCUUGCUGUUCACUCAUGUACUAGUUUUACGCCUGGUAAUCGCUAUCAUUGGAACGCUCCUGCUGUGCAUGUAUUUGUACUUCGACGUGCAGACGAUCAUGGGUGGACGCAGGAUAGAAUUGAACCCCGACGAGGUCGUUUUUGCGACCACGCAGAUUUAUGUCGAUAUUGUACUGCUGUAUCAGUACUUGCUGAUGUUCAUGGGAUUCUUCCAACAAUGAAAGAGAGCUAGAGAAGGACAACAAACCGUCUUCGAUAUACUGUAUAUUACAUUGAUAUAUGUAUACACUUAUGCAUUUCUAUUAUGUACAUAUUAUACGUUACAAUAUAA
Molecule: messenger RNA, 1179 nt
Organism: Wasmannia auropunctata (little fire ant)
Lineage: Eukaryota; Metazoa; Arthropoda; Insecta; Hymenoptera; Formicidae
Product: protein lifeguard 1-like
Exons: 7
Coding region: 158-1069 (303 amino acids)
Biological process (GO): negative regulation of apoptotic signaling pathway
Cellular component (GO): Golgi apparatus; endoplasmic reticulum; membrane
Source: RefSeq, a predicted model, not a curated record